AUGUUGCUUCAUUCGAUCAUCUUCGUUUCAUUUAUCAUUUUAACAAAUAGCAUAACAAUUUUGCCAUUGAAUAGAACUACGACUACGAAAAAAACAACAACAGUUCCAACGGAAACUUUUACAGUACUAAGUACAUUACCACCAACAACGAAAGAAUAUGACGCAGAAAUUACAACAACAACAACAACAACAACAAUGGAAUAUGAAGAAGAAAUUACAACAACAACAAUACCAGCAAAAUCUAUCGACCAUAAUAAAUCUUAUGAAUUUCAAUCGAACUUUAGUCGUAAUAAUGAUGCCGUUUUUGUUUCUAUUCAUUCAAAUGUAUCUGAUACAUUUGUAUCGAUUAGUAAUGUAUUUACUGAUGAUAAAUAUGACAACUAUUCAUGUGAAAUUUUAUUUAAUGAACAUUCAAAUAAAUUAAAUCAAAUAUUCAAAACAAAAAUUAUUAUUGAUUUCAAUCUAUCCUUAACACGUGAUUUGGCUAUUCAACUUGGUGAUCGUUUAAUUGAUAUUGCAGAUCUUCUAUCAACAAUUCAAUCGAUGGACAAUCAAAAUAAGACAUUAGAAACUGAUCAUUAA
Molecule: messenger RNA, 582 nt
Organism: Rotaria sp. Silwood1
Lineage: Eukaryota; Metazoa; Rotifera; Eurotatoria; Philodinida; Philodinidae
Source: the annotation of a GenBank genome assembly